Molecule: messenger RNA, 744 nt
Organism: Aureobasidium melanogenum CBS 110374
Lineage: Eukaryota; Fungi; Ascomycota; Dothideomycetes; Dothideales; Saccotheciaceae
Exons: 3
Coding region: 1-744 (247 amino acids)
Molecular function (GO): hydrolase activity
Source: RefSeq, a predicted model, not a curated record
AUGCAAUCUCACGCUUGCUGUACAGUCCCGCCCGUCAUUAGCAAGGGCUAUGAUGCAAAGGGUACUUACACAACCAUUGAUGGUAUGAAGACCUACACCACUGGCCCCAGCGAUGCAAAGAAGGCCAUUCUCGUCAUUUACGACAUCUUUGGUUUCAAGGAUCAGACUCUCCAGGGUGCCGAUAUCCUUGCAACCAGUGACAAGGAGAACCAGUACCAAGUCUUCAUGCCCGACUUCUUCGAGGGCAAGCCUGUUGACAUCAACGACUACCCUCCUGACACUAAGGAGAAGGAGGAGCGUCUCGGAAAGUUCUUCCAGACCACCGGUGCACCACCCAAGACCGUCGGCCGCAUCCCCAAGGUCAUUGACGAGAUCAAGAGCCAGAACAAGAACAUUUCGUCCUUUGGCAUCGUUGGCUUCUGCUGGGGCGGUAAGAUCGUGAACUUGUCUUCACAAAAGGAUACCGUCUUCAAGGCUGCUGCUGCAUGCCACCCGGCCAUGGUCGACCCCAACGACGCCGCUGGCAUCAGCAUUCCCAUCGCCAUGCUGCCUAGCAAGGAUGAGGACAAGGAGGCUGUCGAGAAGUGGGAGCAGGGCGUCAAGACCAAGCACCUUGUCAAGUGGUACAACGACCAGGUUCACGGAUUCAUGGCUGCUCGUGCCGACCUUGAGGACGAGAACGUCAAGAAGAACUAUAUGGAUGCUUAUGGCGUCUUGCUGAACUUCUUCCACGAGCACAUGUAA